This is a messenger RNA of Drosophila subpulchrella, 528 nucleotides long. RefSeq names its product histone H1-like. Lineage: Eukaryota; Metazoa; Arthropoda; Insecta; Diptera; Drosophilidae. Gene Ontology annotation, biological process: nucleosome assembly. The transcript is spliced from 2 exons. Gene Ontology annotation, cellular component: nucleosome. Gene Ontology annotation, molecular function: structural constituent of chromatin; DNA binding. The coding region runs from base 1 to 528 and encodes 175 amino acids. The record is from RefSeq and is a predicted model, not a curated record.
AUGGUGGACGCAUCCAUCAAGAAUUUGAAGGAACGUGGCGGCUCAUCGCUUCUGGCAAUUAAGAAAUACAUCACUGCCACCUAUAAAUGCGAUGCCCAGAAGCUGGCUCCAUUCAUCAAGAAAUACUUGAAAUCGGCCGUGAAGGAUCCGAAGCCGAAGCCUGCGUCUGCUGAGAAGAAGGUGAAAAGCAAGAAGGUAGCCGUCAAGAAGACCGGAUCCACCGCCAAGAAAGCUGCCGCCGGAGCUGACGAGAAGAAGCCCAAGGCUAAGAAGGCUGUUACCACCAAAAAGACCGCAGAGAAGAAGAAAACCGAAAAGGCGAAGGCCAAGGAUGCCAAGAAAACUGGAACCGUAAAGGCGAAGCCAACAGCAGCGAAGGCCAAGUCGAUCGCAGCGAAGCCGAAGGCGGCGAAAGCACCAAAGGCCAAGCCAGCGGCGUCUGCUAAGCCCAAAAAGGCGGUGAAAAAAGCAGCUGCUCCUGCUACCGCUAAAAAGCCGAAAGCCAAGACUACGGCUGCCAAGAAGUAA